AUGGCGAAUGGUGGUGAUCCGGGUAUCGAAAUGCAGAAUGGACAGCUCUGCCAAGGAUGCGAAAAACUCAAUUUGACCAUUGAGAAAUUCAUUCCCGCUCAAUCGGAGGGGCCUAGCCAGUUGCCCGGCGUCCUCGGCAACACUUUCGAUCCAUCGGGACUCGACUGUCACAGUCUCGGCUAUCUCGAUGAGAUCUAUCAGAGGCGGCUCACCUGUCCCUUGUGUCGUUUGCUCUUCGAAGCGACGCAUUCCCAGGGCGAACAGUUCCGAAUCGGACUGGACGGCUUGACAGAGGAAGGGAAAAGGAUCGCCUGCAUGGUUGAUUGGAUACUCGAUGGGCGUCUCCUAGAUGACAAUUCGAACUCUGUAUCGGACCAUGGGCCGCAAACGACAAACCCCUCGCGUCGGCUUCACAUAUUCAACCCAGACGGCACAUUCCCAGAUGCUUAUAUUGUUCCCUUGAAGCCUGCCCUACAAGGGACCAAGGCUGAUUCUUCGCCUUCAUUCCUAGGUCGCCUCAUCCCACACACCCAUGUGGAUAUCGAGAGAUUAAAACGUUGGCUAGAUCUAUGCGAUAGCACGCAUCACGCAGCAUGCAAGCCGCCCUCCCGCAUGAUCAAGAUGCAGGGUCUCGCGGCCAAGGUCCGCUAUAUUGACCUUCAAGAAGAACGCAUCGUUGAACCACACGAAAUGCCUGACGAGUUCGAGUAUGCCACGGCCAGCUAUGUUUGGGGUGCUACACAAAUGGCUUACAUGCUCUACCGAUCGAAUUAUGACGAGUUUAGACGGCAUCUGCCCGUUCGUUCUGAAUCAAUGCAAAGGACCCUGCGCGAUGUCAUGGCUGUGGUGUACAAACUCGGAAUACGAUUUGUCUGGAUCGACGCGCUCUGCAUCAUCCAGGGCGAUGAGGAAGACUGGGAGAAAAUGGCGCCUCUGAUGGAACAUAUAUAUAGCAGCGGGAAGAUCAAUAUUUGUGCGGCAGCCGGCUUCGAUGCGAACAGAGGCAUGCCUGGCUCGGUACAUACGCCUCGCACAACACAACAGCUUGUAACACGAUGUUUUGGGCUCGAUCUGAUAGCUGUGAAGCCUGUGGAAAGCCGUAUUCGAUAUACACAGUGGAACUCAAGAGCUUGGACAUUUCAAGAACGCAUGUUAUCGCCACGGUCCUUGGUAUUCGUCGAGGAGCGAGUCUUUUUCCAGUGUCGCCAGGCGACCUGGUCCGAAGAAGUGGAUUCGGAAUCAUCCCAGAGUGCAUGGAAUUUGGACAUGGUCGAGUCGCCACUCCACCUUCUCUGGUCUUUGAAUCCGGUACGGCAAUUCACUUCGGCUGUGGAGCUGUAUAGUGCUAGGAAAUUGACGUUCGGAAAAGACAAACUGAUUGCCUUCAGAGGUUUGGAAGGUCCACUAGGCCAGCAGCUCAAAUCGAGGUUCCUCUUCGGUCUCCCCCUAACUCACUUUGAUUGGGCGUUGUUGUGGGAUAUGACAGGCAGCGAUUCAAGCUCUUACGAGAGGACUUCCAACCCCUACCUGGACGGAAAGGAUAUGUUUCCGAGCUGGUCCUGGUGUUGUAGGGCUGGAGGUGUGAAUUGGCGUUUGUCACUACUUUCUGGAACACUCCACAACCUCAGAUCCUGGCUGGUCGAACACACUUGGAUCGUGUGGUCAUGGGGUGAUGAUGACAGUGAUGUUAAAGAUGCCCUGCCCCCGUGCCCAGGACGGGACCAGAAACCGUCCGACUCAGAAGCUCUCGAAACAAGCGGCAGUAGAUGGUCUGGCUACGGAGAAAGAGCAUCACAAUCUCGGCAGCUUUUAGAAAUGGUGUACCAACGUCAUGGACUCGCUUCAGCUGGUGAAAAGCCUCCAAUCAGUCCAAGUAGGCCAAUACCUCCAAAAUGUCUCCAUUUCUGGUCCCUGUCAGGCUUCUUCCAGCUCUCGCGAAAAACAAUGUCCACAGAUACCUUCAAGCCGGAACUCCAGGAAGGACUGCACAGAUUCGGCAUCCUAGACUCGAGCCAAAAUUGGUGCGGCACCAUUGUCCUCGAGAAGUCGUGGUUCCAGCACGUCGGAGGUAUAUGCGAGUUUGUGGCCGUCUCGGAAGCGAGGGACUUUUCCAUGGAGGAGCUCGAUACUUGGAACUACUAUGUCCCUGAAGAGAGAGAGGCGUCCGAGUGGAAUCUAUACUAUGCUUUUCUCAUUGAGAGAGAUUCAGAUUCCGGGAUGCACCGUCGCAGAGGCCUGGCCAAGUUGUAUCAGAGCGCCUUUGAUAGAGGAUCAUUUGCUCCCAAGACAGGUUGGAGGGAGUUCUUCCUCGCCUGA
Messenger RNA from Pestalotiopsis fici W106-1, 2316 nucleotides. RefSeq lists its product as uncharacterized. The transcript has a single exon. Lineage: Eukaryota; Fungi; Ascomycota; Sordariomycetes; Amphisphaeriales; Sporocadaceae. The record is from RefSeq and is a predicted model, not a curated record. The coding region runs from base 1 to 2316 and encodes 771 amino acids.